ACUUCCUAUCUGCCUACUAACGACCUGCGUUGCAGUGGGCCGCCCCGUCGCACCCUGAAGGCGAUAGUGCUUACAAAUAAGUGUUCGAAGCUUGCUAGUAGCCGUAUUUUUUCCAGAUUGAGACGUACAGCUUUCUAUUGUUGUCGAAGUGUGGCGCUUGCCUGACCGGGUUUCAGAGUCGCAGGAUGUCUCGCUAUUCAAGGCCGCCCAACACAUCACUCUUCGUCAGAAACGUGGCGGAUGCCACCAGGCCGGAGGAUUUGCGCCGUGAAUUUGGUCGGUACGGCCCAAUAGUAGACGUUUACGUUCCACUUGACUUCUACACUCGUCGCCCACGAGGAUUUGCUUAUAUACAGUUUGAGGAUGUUCGUGAUGCUGAAGAUGCCCUGUAUAAUCUUAACAGGAAAUGGGUUUGUGGUCGACAAAUUGAAAUACAAUUUGCUCAAGGUGAUCGGAAAACUCCUGGACAAAUGAAAACCAAAGACCAUGGCUGUUCUCCAGUUGAUCGCAGGCGAUCCCGAAGCCACAGCAGAAGGAGGACACGUAGUCGGAGUACCUCUUUGGACCGUGGUAGGAGGAGGUCUGGCAGCUUAAAAUCAUCAAGGCGCAGAAGACAUUCUUACAGUCAUUCACGUUCAAAAUCUCCUCAAAGGCGUUCCAGGACACCACAGAGACAUUCCUUCUCUAGAGGACACUCUAGAUCAAUGGAGAAAUCACCUUCUGGCUCACCACCAAAGCAAUCUAGCUCUGGGUCCAAGUCCAGGUCAGGCCAGAGGCGUUCUGGCUCUACUAGAUCCCACUCGAAAUCUCCUCGUCAAAGACAUUCUAACUCUUUGGCACGAAAAGAAGCAGCCAAACAUUCUCGUUCCCGUUCCAGGUCUAGGUCACGGUGUUAUAGGGGAAAAAACAGCCGACAAUCUGGUUCUGACGAAGACUAGUGUACAUUCUUGUACCCUGUAGAGGUUGUUGCAAGUUUUGUCCACAAUUUGCAGACUGCUUAUCUGCCAAGAAGUUUACAAUAUCAGCUAGACUUCCUUGCUUACUUUUUAAAAACAAGUUAGGAUGUUACAUGUGAAACACCCAGGCAUAUAGUUUUGAGUGUGGUUUUGUUUUUGGUCUGAACACAUGAAUUUUUUUUUUUAGUUUGUAAGUAUUGGACUGUUAAAUGUAUCAAAAUAUUCUCAAUUGUUUUCCUGCAAAAUAUAGGCCAGCAUUUUAUUUUACAUUCUAGAUUAGCCACCUGGUAUUUAUCAAGAAGUGAUAAAAUUAAAUAUUUUCAUUUGGGAAGAUGUGUGUAAGGCAACAUCUGGCAAGUUUGCUAGGCUUAAAAACAAAUAAGGGCACAACUGAAUAUUUUAGUGCUCUUAUUUAUGGAUAGUGCGAUUUCCAUUCUAUUAAAAUAUGUACACAUCUGUGUAGAAAUAACAUUUAAAUCUAAAGAUUGAGAUUCAUUUCAGCAAUAAGAGUUAAGGCAUCACGUUUUACAGAUGAGAAUUUUUUAAAGAUUGUUUUAGGAUUGCAUUUGACAAUUUUUUUUCUGGAAAAAGUUGCAUAAAAUACUCUUGUUUUGUUUCCUGUGCUGCAUAACCAUUGUUUUGUUGCUUUCUGCAGUAUUUUCUGCAUUAGUCAAGUCCUGUUUAGAUGCAGUAAGUAGUUUCAUAAUGCUUUGAUUUUGCCUCAAGUGCUGUCACUUAAAAUGUUGGACAGUUCAAUUGUCCAAUGGUUUUAAUAAACGGAAAGUUUCCAACCUAAA
Messenger RNA from Xenopus laevis (African clawed frog), 1753 nucleotides. It is a transcript of the gene srsf12.S, whose product is annotated as serine/arginine-rich splicing factor 12. The record is from RefSeq and is a predicted model, not a curated record. The coding region runs from base 186 to 938 and encodes 250 amino acids. NCBI's taxonomy places the organism in Eukaryota, Metazoa, Chordata, Amphibia, Anura, Pipidae. The transcript has 5 exons.